This is a messenger RNA of Schizosaccharomyces cryophilus OY26, 1200 nucleotides long. RefSeq names its product endodeoxyribonuclease Pnu1. Lineage: Eukaryota; Fungi; Ascomycota; Schizosaccharomycetes; Schizosaccharomycetales; Schizosaccharomycetaceae. Gene Ontology annotation, biological process: apoptotic DNA fragmentation. The transcript has 3 exons. Gene Ontology annotation, molecular function: single-stranded DNA endonuclease activity; RNA endonuclease activity; nucleic acid binding. Gene Ontology annotation, cellular component: mitochondrial inner membrane; nucleus. Bases 16 to 978 code for a protein of 320 amino acids. The record is from RefSeq and is a predicted model, not a curated record.
CCUGUAUAUGGAAUCAUGUCAAGUAAAAUUUUAAGAUCUAUCGGCCUGCUCGCAGUCGGUACAAUAUCGGGUGUUUCUUUGACACACUUGUAUAUCAAAACUGCGCAAGAACCUGCGAAUGCUGUUGAGUUUUCUCGUAGGUCAAGAACGGACCCUACGGUACGUCCAGAUGAUACAAAUUACGACUUUGAUCCAGCGAAGUUUCUGCAGUAUGGAGUUCCUGGUCCCGUAGCGGAUCAAAGAAUCGCUCAUGGGUACAUGUCUGUGUUUGAUAGAAGAACACGCAACCCUUAUUAUACCGCCGAAACAAUUACAGAGGAAUUGUUAGAGCAAAGAAAAGGAAAUCGCAAAUACUCUGAGUUUCAUGUUGAUUCCAAUAUUCCUGAAAUGUUUCAAGCUAAGCUUUCAGAUUACAGGGGUAGUGGUUAUGAUCGUGGCCAUCAAACUCCUGCAGCAGACUGUAAAUUCUCUCAAGAAGCCAUGAAUGACACAUUUUUGUUGUCUAAUAUGUGUCCUCAAGUUGGUGACGGGUUCAACAGAAACUACUGGGCAUAUCUCGAAGAAUGGUGCAGAUCCCUUACCAAAAAGUACGAGUCCGUCAGUAUCAUGACAGGACCAUUAUACCUCCCACAGAAGAAUGAAAGAGGACAAUGGGAGGUCCGUUAUCGGAUGAUUGGAAAUCCCCCCAAUGUAGCCGUCCCCACUCACUUUUUCAAAGUCAUCAUUGCUAAAGAGAAAGGUAAAGACAGCAUGAAGCCUGCUGUAGCUGCCUUUGUCCUUCCCAAUAAGCCUAUUGCUGACAACUUUCCUUUGAAGAACUUCUUAGUCCCUGUGGAAGUUGUCGAACGCUCCAGUGGAUUGGAAAUUCUUCAAAAGGUCCCCAAAAGUAAUCGACAAGAGCUUUGCAAGCAGAUUGAAUGCAAACUCAACGCCAAAGCAUUCCUUGAAGAAGUUCAGCGAAAGCAAAACAAGUCUUGAUAUGCUCUACUAGAGAAAUGAGGAGCAGCUAAUGUUUCAAGCAAUAUUGUAUUAGAUAUUCCUAACCAACCCCCUCUUUUUAGUAUACUUAAGUAUAUAUAAAGAUACUCUUGGUCAGUCGACUAUAACCCAUAAAAAAUUGAAAGCAUUUAUUGACUAGUAAAUAUAUUGAGCGUAUGUCCUAUGAAGCUACUGAAGAUUUUUUUGUUCAUGUUGCAUACG